AUGCAUGUAAAAUGUUUUGAUAAUUAUUUCUUAUCUUUAGAACAAAGGCAUCAAUUACAAUUGACCAGAAAUCAUCCAGAAGAUGUGAAACGUAAAGAGUUCUUGUGUCCUUUAUGCAAAAGUCUAGGAAAUGUAUUAUUCCCAAUAACGUGGAAAGGGAAAAAGGAAGUAUUUCCUGGUGUGCUGGAAGUACAAGAAGAUUUUGGGACAUGGAUAAAUAGUAAAUGUAUGGCGGGAAUGACGAAAUUAAAUUCAUUUGCACAAUCAUUAGAUCAAACAGUUUUUAAUGAACCACCUAGGCGAUACACACAAAAUUUAAGAAACUCUUUUGAUGUUAGAGAUUUGGCUCAGACAACUGGAUUUUCACCUUUGGCUCAAACACAAAGACGACGUAAUCACAACGAUUCAUAA
This is a messenger RNA of Entrophospora sp. SA101, 411 nucleotides long. The record is from the annotation of a GenBank genome assembly. NCBI's taxonomy places the organism in Eukaryota, Fungi, Glomeromycota, Glomeromycetes, Entrophosporales, Entrophosporaceae.